Durio zibethinus is the source of this 1557-nucleotide messenger RNA. NCBI's taxonomy places the organism in Eukaryota, Viridiplantae, Streptophyta, Magnoliopsida, Malvales, Malvaceae. The record is from RefSeq and is a predicted model, not a curated record.
AUGAGCUCUGCUUCAAAUCUUGAGCAGCUUUACUUAUCGGAGAAUAAUCUCAGUGGAAAUAUUCCUGACUCUAUCUCCAAUGUUUCUAAGCUCAGAGUCCUAGAUUUAGAUAGAAACUCAUUCUAUGGCCUUAUUCCAAAUACACUUGGGAAUUUGAGGUUCCUUGAGAUUUUGAACCUUCCGUCGAAUGAUUUGACCACCAAAAUUUCAACUCAUGGGUGGAGCUUUCUCUAUUCCUUGGCAAAUUGCAGGUAUCUAAGAAUUUUGGACCUAUCAUUCAACCCAUUGAAUGGAAUUCUUCCAACUUCUAUCUCAAAUCUUUCCACAUCACUUCAAAAAUUAUUGGUCGUUGAUUGCAAAAUUAGAGGCAGCAUUCCCAUGGAAAUUGGUAGCUUAAGCAACGCUAUAUUGUUAGACCUUUCUUCUAAUAAAUUGACUGGACCUAUUCCAACAACAAUAGGAAGGCUAAAAAAUCUCCAACUUUUGAAUCUUUCUGGGAAUAAGUUACAAGGCUCUAUCCCACACGAUCUUUGUGGUUUGGAGGGAUUGUACGAAUUAUCAUUGGGUGCUAAUGAGCUUGAUGGACCUUUACCGACAUGUUUGUGUGAUUUGACUUCUCUGAGACAUCUAUACUUGUUCUCCAACAAAUUGUAUUCGCAAAUACCUUUAACUUUUUGGAGCCUUAAAGAUAUCUUAGAAGUGGACUUUUCAUCAAACAAUCUUAGCGGCUCACUUCCACUUGACAUUGGAAAUUUGAAGGUACUUAUCUCUUUGAAUUUGUCAAGGAAUUUAUUAUCAAGUGAUAUUCCGUCCACAAUUGGAAGUCUCUAUGAUCUACAGGUUUUGAAUCUUUCUAGAAAUAGAUUACAAGGCCCUAUUCCAAAAUCAUUGGGUCACUUGAUAAGUUUGAAAAGCUUGGAUUUAUCUAACAACAAUCUCUCUGGAGUCAUUCCCAAGUCUUUGGAAAAACUUUAUGAUCUCAAUUAUUUUAAUGUGUCUUUCAAUAGAUUGGAAGGAGAAAUACCAAGUGGAGGGCCCUUUUUGAACUUCACAGCCAAAUCAUUCAUGAAAAAUUAUGCACUAUGUGGUUCACCUAGACUACAAGUCUCACCUUGCAAAAAUAAAAUCCAUCCAAAACUCAAGAAGACCGCUCUUCAUGCUUUGAGGUAUGUUUUACCAACAUUUGCUUCAAUAAUAAUAGUUGUAGCUGUCAUAAUUGUCUACAAAAAAGGGCAACGGGGGAAUAUGAAUUUGGCAAUGGUUAACGAUUUAAUUCCUCUCAAGAAAAGGAGAAGAAUUUCGUAUAAUCAACUAUUGCAAGGGACUGGUGGAUUUAGUGGGAAUAACUUACUUGGUUCAGGAAGUUUUGGCUCUGUAUACAAAGGAAUACUUUCAGAUGGAACAGAAGUCGCAAUAAAAGUUUUCAAUUUGCAAAUAGAUGAAGCAUUUAAGAGUUUUGACAUUGAAUGUGAAGUGAUGAGCAAUAUCCUUCAUCGCAAUCUUGUCAAGGUUAUUACUUGUUGUUCAACUAUUGAUUUCCAAAGCCAUAGUGCUUGA